CUUGCCUUGACCUGGCCAUCGGGCACCCGUCCCUUAGCUCGCGUCACUGUUGGCCAAAUUCACCCAAUGUGUUGCAAGUAAUGCCUUCUUGCCACAAGCCCAAUCACCAUAUUUGGUUUCUCUUAUCAGGCGAACAGCGCACCUUAAGGCGCAUAUGUUGUGUAGUGACCGGCCUGAGCAGGUGCUCAUCGCUCAGCAUCGGCUGCAGUCUCUCGCUCCGAACCGUGACGUCCUCAGUGAAGGAAAUGGAGAAGCUUCCUCGAGUAUUACUAUCAGCGUUCUUUUACAAGUCUUAUCUUUAACGUUAUUAAUAUCAAUUGCGGAGAGCCUUUCAUCCACCUAUCCGUCUUAUCUCUUGUCAAGUUUCAGGUCUUGAUAUCGCCCCCGUCCCACUCCGUUCCCCAGCAACAUGCCUCAUUGGACCGAACUCGUUGCAGAGAAGAAGCAGAGGCAACUAAAGUCCAUUCCGCAGGAGUGGCUUGUGUCCCCACCUCCAGACUCUACUCUGGACGUGACUGGUUUCCCGGAGACGUGCGGCCUUUUGACUGCACGAGAAAUUGAUAUUUCCAACACUUCGGUGGAAGUUUUGCUGGAGAAACUCGCGUGUGGCGAAUGGACAGCUGUAGACGUGACCACUGCGUUCUACAAGAGGGCCAUUGUCGCCCACCAGCUCGUCAACUGCUUGACGGAAAUUUUUGUUGAUCGCGCAUUAGCCCGAGCUGCUGAACUCGAUGAUCACUUUAGACAGACAGGGAAGGUCGUUGGUCCCCUCCACGGGCUGCCGAUCUCUCUAAAGGACCAACUAUGUAUCAAGGGACUAGAAACUACUAUGGGUUACAUCUCGUGGAUUGGGCGGUACGCAGAGAAAAACGCAGUACUGGUCGAUAUUCUGAUCGAGUGCGGAGCCGUGCCAUUCGUCCGCACCAACCUUCCGCAGACAGUCAUGUGGCCAGAAUCCUUCAAUAAUAUCUUCGGGCGGACGACUAACCCACACAACCGCGCUCUAACCCCGGGUGGGUCCUCAGGAGGAGAAGGCGCCUUGGUUGCCCUUAAAGGAAGCCCUUUGGGGGUGGGUUCUGAUAUCGGGGGUUCUAUUCGCAUUCCUGCCUCAUUCUGCGGCUUGUACAGCCUGAGACCGUCAUACGGGCGUGUACCAUACUGUGGCGCCCUCAACUCACUCGAGGGCCAAGAUUCGGUUCAGUCCGUAUUCGGUCCCAUGACAAAUAGUGUCGGCGGGGUCAAAGCCUUUAUGAAAGCUGUUGUCAAUGCUAAGCCAUGGCUCAAAGACCCUCUUGCGGUUAGGAAGAAAUGGCAGGAAGACGAAUAUAAUCUCGCGGACCACGGAUCCGGCAAGGAUCUGUGCUUUGCGAUCAUGUGGGAUGAUGGUGUCGUUGUGCCCCACCCGCCUAUCAGGAGGUCUCUGGAAGUCACCAAAGCGGCUCUCGAGAAGGCAGGCCACAAAGUCAUCGACUGGAAGCCAAUCAAGCACAGGUUGCUUGCAGAUACUACGCGGAAUAUCUGGAACGCCGCCUCCGCUGAAGACUACAUGAUCACAACCUCUGUUUCAGGGGAACCAAUAAUUUCAACGAUGGAGCUAGAUAACUCGGAUGGUCCGGUGCUACCCUUCCGUCCGAAGAAGAUCGGUAUUACUGCAUACCAGCUCUGGCAAGCGCAGAAACUGCGCAAAGAUACCCGGAAAGAAUAUUUGGACCAUUGGGAAGCAACUACAUCAGAGACUGGUACAGGGCGACCUGUCGACGCUAUCAUCUGUCCAGCCUCAUCGUAUACAGCGACGCCCCAUGGAAAGAACAGGUACACUAAUUACACGACGGUUUGGAAUGCGCUCGACUAUCCCGCUGCAACUUUCCCUGUGACCACUGUCGACCCCAUUCUUGAUGCGAAGAAGCCUCCUCAUGUUUUCUAUGACGACUUUGAUAAGAGCAUUUACGACAUGUACGACCCGGAGAGAUUCAAGAACGCGCCUGUUUGCUUACAGCUCGUGGGUCGGACUCUGGAGGAAGAGGCAGUCAUCAAAAUGACCGAGAUUGUCGAUGCGGCGCUGGCAGCUGUCAAGUAA
Messenger RNA from Suillus clintonianus, 2077 nucleotides. RefSeq names its product general amidase. The transcript is spliced from 9 exons. The record is from RefSeq and is a predicted model, not a curated record. Bases 410 to 2077 code for a protein of 555 amino acids. NCBI's taxonomy places the organism in Eukaryota, Fungi, Basidiomycota, Agaricomycetes, Boletales, Suillaceae.